CUAGUCUCUAUUAAAGAUUGCAGAAAAAGAAUAUCUAUAAAAAAAAAGAUAGCAAUAUCCAUCUUUUGUGUUUGUCACGAAAGCCGAGAGAAUGCUCUUCACGCGUUCUAUCAUUCACAUCAUUCACAUCAUUCACCAGGUUUCCGAUGACCUAGAGUGAUUUUAGUUUGAAAUUCAUGAGACAAAACAGACUUCCUCGUGCCACAGUCCCCUCACUCGUCCAACCAUAUUUUACACUUUAAUCAUUUUUUGCUACGCCCUUUCUCCACCGAGUCCUGACCUGCUUUUUGUUUUCCUUCUUUGACAUUUACACGUAGUAGCUUGGCUGAUCCGUCCUCUACCACUCUCCCCGAGACUGAUAUGACUCGUCAUCCGCUUCAGUCACUUGAUCAACAGCAGCAACAUCAGCUGCAAGACCAACAAGGACAACAAACUCGACCUGCGUCCCAGGACCGCAGCCUGCUUCCACAAUCGGUUAACCUGACUGUCUCUAGAUUCAGCCGCGACUGUACCGCAAGCGUCGUGUUUAGUUUACGUGACUCCAAUCCUACUACUGUUGCACCCUGGAAUUCGAUUUACAUUCCAAAGCAUUACCGUGCACCCAAUACUGGUCAACGACAAUCUUCACCAGGCGACUGGGACCUCGUAUUGAAGAUCUUUCCUCGGUUAGCUUUGCCCAAUGCUGAUCUACACACCUUCAAGUCACAGGAUCUUAUCUCUCCUUGUGAACGUUGCAGGACCAAGAAGCGCGACACGUUCCAAGUCGUAGGACCGGAUCCUACGGUGCCAUCUCCUCAACGUUUAUUUUUUUCCACUGGCGAAAUCCGUAUUUUCUUCAAGAUCUGUUGUCCGCCAUCACAUCAUGCCAGUACCGAUGAAAAUAACGGUUACAUCAUCACUUUUGAACUCCACCACGGCAAGCGUAUACUCAUGUCCCAGACCAUUAAGAACGCUGGCCCUGGAAUGGUUCCUGAGCCUGUGGCCAUGGAUAAUCUUCCUUCAUUGUCUCGUCCUGUAAAGCGCAAGAUGUCUUUGCCACCUACUAGUAGCUUGGAUGCUGCAGAUCCGUUCGCCCAAGCUGAAAAUGGAUCUAUACCUCGCAAACGAUCUACAGUUAUGUCUUUGAUGAAUUUAAUAUCGGAUGAGCCUCCAUCACCUGGCACUAUAUCUAGUGCUGCAACGGCAGACCCAUCUUCGCCAACAACAGCUGUGGUUCCCCUCUCACCCGAUUCGUAUCAAAAUGAGCGUGACGAACUCAACGCGCGUGAGAGGAACAAGAGUCUCUCGUAUGAUGAUCAAGCUCCGUCGUCAUGGUCUUAUGGGAAAGAACCCAAGCCCGAAUCGGGACGUGUUGAAGUGGCUCGAUCAAAGCCAGCAUCUUCUGUUGCUUCUACCAGCACUGCAAGUACAGCUAACACUUCUAACACCACAGCUGUCACCGCCAAUACGAAGCCGAUUAAGAAGCGCCAGGAGCCCCAUGAGUUGAGCGAACUGGGCAUUGGGCAGAGGGCCUCUGCUAAUCUUCAUGCAGCAUAUGUGAAUGGACAGCUUAGGGAGCGGUCAAAGGCUGGUCUUCCAACAGAUGGACUGGUGGACAUCGCUCCCAAGUCGAAGCCUGCUUCCAAUAAGCCCAAGCCUUCACACGCCUGCCCUGAACCUGACUGUGACAAGAGCUUUUCGCGCCUGUUCAACCUUCGGUCUCACAUGCGCACUCAUUCAAAAGCCCGACCUUUUGUCUGUGAAUCAUGUAACUUUGCUUUUUCACGUCGCCACGACCGCGACCGUCAUGCAAAGAAGCACUUGUCCGAGAAGCCCUACAAAUGUAUUGUCUGCGAAGCUACCUUCGUGCGACAGGAUGCUUUGGUGCGACAUCUUCGGAUGGAUGGUGUUCAGAAUCAGUGCAUGGCAGCGAUGGAACAGCGAUCUAUGCUAAUGAGCAACAGUGAAAAUAACAACAACUAUAUGAUCGCUGCCAAGCAACAGGUUCAGGAUGAGCAGCAGAAUGGCAGCGAAAAUGGUAGCAACGAAAAGAAACGUUCAGCAAAGCGUCAGCAAAGCAAAGACUCAUCAGAUCAAGAUGACGCAGCCUCGGAGGAUGACGAGGAGGCGGACAACGGCGAACAUAGCUGGCGCAAAAAAAGACUAUUUCCAAAGACGAUGGUGGUAAACACGCGAUGGCUAUCAAGGGAGAACAUCUGUCUGAGAGACAGGUUCAGGUCUCUCAACCACCUACACCACCCCAGGAGCGAACUGGCGCUCAUGAUGCUGGCAUCAUUGAGAAAGAUGUCAUUUAUGACCCUAGCAAGCAGGCAUCCUAUCCGAUGGCCAUGCGUUAUGAGAAGGGAUUUGGCCCUCAGGACUUUUAUGCUGAGGAUCGCUAUGGGUCUACUACACAUUCGUCUCACCCACGAUCAUUCUAUCCCAGCCCAUUACGUUCGCACUCUCGUUCCCAUUCACAGUCGCAACCGUAUCCAGAGUAUCAUUCCCCAAACCACCACGAUUUAGUGCCUUCUGCCUAUCCUCCACCACCCCUUGUAUAUCAUGGGUCUCAAUCAAAAUACCAACCUCAUGGACAGCAUGGACACCAUUAUCGAGAUAUACCGCAAAGCUAUGGCUACUCAGGGCCACAUUCCUCGCGUUAUCAUGAGCGAGCUCCUAAUCACGAAGGGAGAGGCCAUCCACUGUAUGGUGAUCACUCACAUCAUAUAGACCAAUAUGGGCCAUAUCCCGCUCGCG
Messenger RNA from Lobosporangium transversale, 2736 nucleotides. RefSeq lists its product as hypothetical. NCBI's taxonomy places the organism in Eukaryota, Fungi, Mortierellomycota, Mortierellomycetes, Mortierellales, Mortierellaceae. The record is from RefSeq and is a predicted model, not a curated record. The transcript has 6 exons. Bases 361 to 2505 code for a protein of 714 amino acids.